Molecule: messenger RNA, 258 nt
Organism: Durusdinium trenchii
Lineage: Eukaryota; Dinophyceae; Suessiales; Symbiodiniaceae
Source: the annotation of a GenBank genome assembly
AUGGAAUUGGAUGAUGUGGAUGCCAUCACUGUCGGAAAGUACGUGUACUGGAUGGGCCAGGAUGACGAUAUCCCGCGUGGUCAUUUGGGAGAGGUGACCAAGGUGGAUGGCGACGACCGAAAGGUGAGUUUUCCGGACGGAAGCUACACCAUCCCAGCGCGCAAGCUGAAUGUGUGCAACCUGCAGAAUGGCGCCCAGGCCGCACAAACAGGUGGCAGGUGGCAUGCGACAGUCGCAUGGGAUGCUCCAAAGAUGUGA